AUGAUUAUAGGUCCUAAGGGAGUAUCAAGGUCUCUGCAUCAAGUUCAGUGGUGUCAUUGUUCCACUAAUGAUAUUUUGCGAGAUUUAGAAAGACUAUAUAAUCAUGAGUUCGAGGAUACAGAUACGUUUCGUAAUGGAUAUUCUGUCGAAGAUAAAAAAGCUCUAGAAAUAGUUAGCAGUUCGUUUAGAUUGGAUGGUGGUCAUUUCCAAGUUGGUCUACCAUGGAAGUAUGAUAAGCCAAGGCUACUGAAUAAUUUGGAACUAGCUAAACGCAGACUAGAAUGCUUAAGGAAGAGGUUUAUGAAAGAUAACAGUCUUUUGGAGAAAUAUCGAGUUGUGAUGAAUAAACAUUUAAGUAAGGGCUACAUCAUUGAAGCUAGUGAAGAGGAAUUUGACUGUGAUGCUGUCUGUUGGUAUAUUCCUCAUCAUCCUGUUAUCAACCCUAAGAAAACUGGAAAAUUGAGAAUUGUGUAUGAUUGUGCGGCUGUCUAUCAAGGUUGUUCUCUUAAUGACCAGCUUUUGAGAGGACCAAAUACUGUAAAUAGUUUAAUUGGUGUACUUCUACUAUUCAGAUUAGGUAACGUAGCAUUAGCUGCUGAUAUCGAAGAGAUGUUUCUUCAAAACGACAUUUGGUUGAUUAUUUGUGAAUUACGAAUAAAUUUGGUAUCUAAAUUGGAACUUGGUUCUGUUGUUAAUUUGGGUCAGAGUUUUUUAAUGAAAAUAGCAGAUGUUGAACAGUGCGCUUUUAAUUCAUGGUAUCACACUUUUGAAUCUUACACUCAAGAAAGUAUAUUUAUAAAUCUCCCAGAUGACCUUAUAGCUUCAUUGACAAAUGACGAAUUCAUUCUCCCUAAAAGUGCAAAACCAACAAACGGACAUCUGUCGGACCUAGACAACGACGGCAUUUGGUCAGACUAUUCCGAUACUGAUGAAAAGAACUCAGAGAGACCAGAAUUUCCUCAGUUCGAAUCUCAGUUGAAAAGUAUCAUCCGGAAGUUAGGUGGUGUUGUAUUUCCGAAGUUAAAUUGGAGCGCCCCAUCUGAUGCAUCUUGGAUGUCUUUCGAUGGGUCACUGAAGUGCAAAACGUUUUCCGAUAUUUACUUACUCCUUAAAUCUUCAGAUUUCGCAGCACAUGACUUGACUGCUCCCUUCGCUCUGUGUACAGAUACUCCAGCAGAGAAAAAUUGCUGUCUUUUCAAUUCCAAACCGAUUCUUGUUCUACGAAGGUGGUAUGACUUUCGUCCUGAGGAAGAAUUCCGAUGUUUCAUUAAAUCAAAAGUCCUUAUUGCAAUUUCCCAACGAAAAUGUGAUGCCUAUUUCAAAAUAAUUGAAGAACAGAUAGAAAACAUCAAAUACGACCUUGUGGAAUUCUUUAAUCGAAAAAUAAGAAAUCAUUUCAAAUCAGAAAACUAUACAGUUGACUUAUACAGAGAAUCAUCGGACGAUGGUAAAAUGCGUAUUCAAAUAAUUGAUUUCAAUGUAUUUGGUCCACCAACUGAAGCACUUUUAUUUCAGUGGUCGGAAUUGGAAAAUGAUGUACAUGAAAAUGAUACUAUUCCGUUAUUUCGCUACCAAAGUGACCAAAAUAUCCGUCCAAAUUCAGUGAAUCAAUACAGCGUGCCAAUCGAUUUGAUCGAUAUUGCUUCAGGAUCUGAUCCCGUUAAGGUGAUGGAUUUCAUUCAAGCUAAAGUAGAAAGUCAGAAACAGUCGUGA
Schistosoma bovis is the source of this 1713-nucleotide messenger RNA. The record is from the annotation of a GenBank genome assembly. Lineage: Eukaryota; Metazoa; Platyhelminthes; Trematoda; Strigeidida; Schistosomatidae.